AAAGUCGCACAGACGUGAUGAAUAGUGUAUUUGUAAAUUCAUUAGGGCCGUAUAUAAAAAUCAGUUGUCGAUGUUAUGUGACCUUAUUCCCUUUGACGUGACUUUGAAGGGAUCAAAAAGGGAGUGAAGAUGUCGGUUACACCAUGGUAUAUCCUGUUUUCUAUGUGUUUAGGCCCUGUCGUUUUCGGUCAAAACCUUUACAAUGACUAUUUCGGGCGGGGCAAUAGAAUAGGCAACACAGUCGAUAUUAUUGGAAGUGGAAGAAGACUGAUCACAGGUUACAAUCCCUUCUCGACCGGUCGUUUAGGAAGUCUUGACGAUUCUAGGGAAGUCCUUGGGUCGACCUUAAACCCAAGAUCUUCUUUCCUUAGACGACCGGCUGUGACGUCGCCAUAUUCAUUGAGGAGACUGGGUACUAGAUCAAGAGUUUUGAAUGAUUCCGGAGAACGGGGCAGCAACUGGUCAAAUAUAUUCAGUCGACUUAAUAGGAGAAGGUACUUACGUAGAGGAGGGGAUAGCUCCGAAGAAAAGAUAGGAGGGCGAUUCAACCGUUACAACAGGAGGCGAUUGGGAGGAUAUAGUUCAGAGGAAAGGGGGCGUGGUAUUUUAAAUAGAUUCUAUAGAAGACGACGGGGUGGAGAUAGUUCUGAAGAAAGAGGACGAGGUCUCUUCAGUCGAAUUAAUAGAAGAGGACGAUUGGGUGGAAACAGCUCAGAAGAGAGAGGACGCGGUCGUCUGUACAGCCGAUUUAAUAGAAGGAGAUGGAAUGACAGUUCAGAAGAACGAAGAGGUGGCUUCCGUGGUCUCUACAGCAGAUACAACAGAAGGUGGGGUGAUGAUUCAGGGGAGCGUCGAGGGCGAUGGGGCAGGUUUUGGACAAGAGGGUCUGACGAAAACUCCGGAGAGCGGUUUUUCAGGAGAGGAAGGCGAUUUAGCACACGCAGCCCCUACAGGGAUCUUAACGACUCUGAUGAACGGGGUCUGUUCAGCAGAGGAAGAAGGAAUUACAGAUCUGUCAUUUCUAGAUUAAGGUCUCCAUAUUCUUACUCCAGGAAUAACUAUAACUGGCGCAAUAGGUUGUCUUUGUUCAACAAUAACUGGAUGGGAUAAACGUUUCUACUAUUUCAUUUCCGAUUAUAUGUUACACUGUUUAUCAAAAUAUGUCAUUGGCAUUAUAAAUGUAUUUUAAGGCUAUUGUAUUAAAGCAUUGGUAAAUAUCA
This is a messenger RNA of Magallana angulata, 1220 nucleotides long. RefSeq lists its product as uncharacterized. Lineage: Eukaryota; Metazoa; Mollusca; Bivalvia; Ostreida; Ostreidae. The coding region runs from base 130 to 1110 and encodes 326 amino acids. The transcript has 2 exons. The record is from RefSeq and is a predicted model, not a curated record.